Molecule: messenger RNA, 6625 nt
Organism: Myxocyprinus asiaticus (Chinese sucker)
Lineage: Eukaryota; Metazoa; Chordata; Actinopteri; Cypriniformes; Catostomidae
Product: dedicator of cytokinesis protein 11-like
Exons: 53
Coding region: 82-6390 (2102 amino acids)
Biological process (GO): positive regulation of GTPase activity; positive regulation of filopodium assembly; small GTPase-mediated signal transduction
Molecular function (GO): guanyl-nucleotide exchange factor activity
Source: RefSeq, a predicted model, not a curated record
UCAUAGACUGGCGUGACGCGAUGUCGCUUUCUUCAAUGAGGACGUUCAUUGAAUCACAACCGAACUAAAGAGGGGGAAAACAUGUCUGAAGUGCGAAAAUUCACUAAAAGGUUAAGCAAACCUGGGACGGCUGCGGAGCUCAGACAAAGUGUGUCAGAGGCAGUGAGGACGUCCAUUGCUGUGGAGCAGCCGAAAAUCAUUGAGCCGCUGGACUAUGAGAAUGUGGUGUUCCAGAGAAAAGCUCAGAUCCACAGUGAUCCACAGAGAGACCUGCUACUGUGGCCAGCUGAUGAUGUAUCAGAGGCCCAGAUUCAUCGUCAAAGAAGAACGGUUGUUCCAUCAGUACCUCAAAAUGCUGAAAAUGAAGCUAAAAGUCUGUUCGCCAAAGAGUGCAUUAAGAUGUACAACACUGACUGGCACGUCAUCAACUAUAAUUACGAGGCGUACUCAGGAGAUUUCCGGAUGCUGCCCUGGUAUGUUGAAGUUUGCACUAUUUUUGCCAAAGGCUUCUCAGAGCUAUUUCCAAAAAUUUGGCGUAAGCUACUUUUUCUGUCUUGCAGUAAAGGGUUGAAGACGGAGAAGCUUCCUAGUCAAAUGUUUGAGGUUGAUGAGGGGGAGGAGGAUUCGUCGUCUCUGUGCUCUCAGAGAGGAGGUGUAAUGAAACAGGGCUGGUUACAGAAAGCCAACAUCAACAGCAGUCUCUCUGUCUCCAUGAAGGUGUUCAAGAGAAGGUAUUUCUACCUGUCUCAACUCCCUGACGGCUCCUACAUACUGAAUUCAUACAAAGAUGAGAAAAACUACAAAGAGUCAAAAGGCUCCAUCUAUCUGGACUCCUGCAUAGAUGUGGUUCCGUGUCCUAAGAUGCGGCGGAAUGGCUUUGAGCUAAAGAUGCAGGAGCGUUACAGUCACUAUCUGGCGGCCGACAGUGAGGCGGAGAUGGAGGAGUGGGUGAGCACGCUGAAACAGGCUUUACUGAGUGCGAUGGAGGACAGGAGGAACGGAUCAGAGCACUCAGAAGGCUUUCUAGAUGACGACAGCAGCAGUCAGGGGAAGCCAGAAAACAUUGCUGAAAGCUUUGGACGGAGUCUUCAUCCAGAGCUAAUGAAGUAUGCUAGAGAGACAGACCAGCUGAAUAAAAUGAGCAGGAAUGAGGGUCGGCUGAAAAUAUUCACCCUUGAUCCUGAGACUCAGAGAUUAGAUUUCUCAGGUAUUGAGCCUGACGUGAAGCCGUUUGAGGAGCGCUUUGGACGAAGAAUCAUGGUCAGUUGUCACGAUUUGACCUUCGCACUGCAAGGAUGCGUCAGUGAGAAGAAUGAUGGAGCACUAACCAAUAUCGAGCCGUUCUUCAUCAGCCUGGCUUUGUAUGAUCUGACCAGAGGCUGCAAGAUCUCUGCAGACUUCCACGUUGACCUGAACCCAGCUUGUGUAAGGGAAAUGCUUCUAGAAGCUUCUCCUCAGACACCGACAGAACCAGAAGCAGGAGACUGCAAUGAAACAGUCAGGGUCAGUGGACAUAGCCUGCCGGUUCUCCAGAGGGUUGCUGCAUCUCUCUUACGCUUCCCCACUCAGGGGAUCUUCUCAGUUACAAACCCUCACACCGACAUCUUCCUGGUGGCACGGGUGGAGAAGGUUUUACAGAACGGCAUCACCCACUGCGCUGAACCCUACAUUAAGACUUCUGACAUCAGCAAGACAGUACAGAAAGUCCUGAAGACUGCCAAACAGACCUGCCAGCGUCUGGGCCAAUACCGGAUGCCUUUCGCCUGGACUGCCAAACAGGUUUUUAAAGAUUCUCAAGGCAGUUUAGACAUGGAUGGGAAGUUCUCUCCACUCUACCGCCAGGACAGUAGCAAGAUAUCCACAGAAGACCUCAUCAAACUACUGACAGAUCUCAAGAAACCAGAGAAGAACAAGCUGCAGAUAAUCCCUGGACAAAUUAAUAUCACUGUCGAGUGUGUACCUCCAGACUUGUCAAACUCUGUCACAUCAUCUUAUGUUCCGGUGAAGCCGUUUGAGGAGCAAACAUGUGAGAGGGUGUCUGUGGAAGUGGAGGAGUUUGUCCCAGAAGAGGCCAAAUACAACUACCCAUUCACCAUCUACAAGAACCAGCUCUACGUCUGUCCCCAGCAGCUCAAAUAUGACAAUCAGAAGACCUUUGCCAAGGCCCGAAACAUUGCAGUGUGUGUUCAGUUCAAGGAUUCUGAUGAGGAGGGGGCGGGGCCAUUAAACUGCAUCUACGGCAAGCCAGGGGAGCCACUUUUCAUCACCAGCACUUUUGCUGCAGUUUUGCAUCACAAUCAGUGUCCAGAGUUUUAUAAUGAGAUUAAAAUUGAGCUUCCUGUUCAUGUCCAUGAGAAGCACCACAUUCUCUUUACCUUUUACCACAUAAGCUGUGAGCUCGGCAAUAAAACCACAACCAAGAAGAGAGAGGGAGUAGAAACACUGGUGGGUUAUUCCUGGGCUCCUUUACUGAAGGAUGGCAGAAUACAGUCCUCAGAACUACAACUUCCUGUGUCGGCUAAUCUACCUGCUGGGUACAUGUAUGACAAAAGCCAAGACUUUAAGAAGUCUUCUCCAGACAUCAAAUGGGUGGAGAAUGCCAAACUGUUGUUCAAAGUGCGAACAUAUGUAGCAUCAACAAUUUACACUCCGGAUUUGCACCUUCAUAAUUUCUUCCAGCAUUGCCAGCUGAUGAGGUCAACAUCACAGGGCAAUCAUUCUGAGCUCAUCAAGUACCUAAAGUGCCUGCAUGCAGUGGAGACUCAGGUCAUCAUCAAGUUCCUGCCUACGGUGCUCGUGCAGCUCUUUGAAGUGAUGACUAUGGCAAGCAAAGAGGGUCAAGACAUUGCUGUGAACUCCACACGUGUAAUCAUUCACAUUGUGUCUCAGUGUCAUGAAGAGGGUCUGGAGCACUACUUGCGCUCUUUUCUGAAGUAUGUUUUUCGCAUCAACAACGCAACUUCAGUAAACUCUGUGACGACACAUGAAGUGUUAGCUACAGCCGUGACUGUCAUCCUCAAACAGAUGGCAGACUUUAACACCUGCAACAAACUCCUCAAGUAUUCCUGGUUCUUCUUUGAGACAAUGGCCAAGUCAAUGGCACAGUACCUCCAGGACGGCAACAGAAUGAAAAUGCCUCGAGCUCAGAGGUUUCCUGAUUCAUUCCACCAAGUGCUGCAGUCUCUGCUGCUGUCCAUCAUGCCUCACAUCACUAUCCGCUAUGAGGAGAUUCCAGAGGAGGCCCGCUGUGUGAACUUCAGCCUGGCCUGCUUUAUUAAGCGCUGCCUGACGUUUAUGAACAGAGGAUUUGCUUUCAGUCUGAUUAAUGACUACAUGUGUGGCUUCAGUCUGAAAGAUCCAAAGGUUCUGACAGAGAUGAAGUUUGAUUUCCUUAUGACGGUGUGCAAUCACGAGCACUACAUUCCUCUCAAUCUGCCCAUGGCGUUCGGCCGAACCAAGCUGCAAAGAGUUCAGGAUUUUAUUUCGUAUGCGGCGGAGUGUUUUGGCGUCGUAGAUCAGAGUCUGGAAUACAGUCUAACUGAGGACUACUGUAAGAACCAUUUCCUGGUGGGUCUGCUGCUGCGAGAGGUAGCCGAUGGACUCCAGGGCUGUCCAGAAAUCAGGCAACUGGCUGUGGCUGCACUAAAGAACCUAAUGAUCAAACACGCCAUGGACGAAAGGUACAACGCUUUUAAGAACCAGCAGGCUCGCAUCUGUCUGCUCUACCUGCCACUGUUCGAGCUGUUGUACCAGAACCUCAGUCAGAUGAACAGCCCCAGGCAACUCGUCAGAAAUGGCCUCGGCUUUAUGUACCGGGAUGACUCAUCAGUGGCCGGGUCAGUGGACAGCCGCAGAGGCAGCACCAUCAUUGAUAAGGAACCGGCUAGUGCUAUCAUCCAGAAUGGCUUUGUGAGGAGAAUGGACUCUAGAGGCUCUAUGUAUGGGGAUCCUGGUACUCCAGACAUCAAUGAGUUACACAGGCGUGGUUCCACAAUGAGGACUUUGCCUGCCAUUGGCCAUCUGGGACAGUAUGAGGUCAGAGGGCUGCUUCUGUGUUACCUGCAUAUUAUAAGAACUUUAUCAGAUGACACUCUGUUGGCCUACUGGUCUAAAGUCAGUCCACAAGACAUCAUGAACUUCCUCAGUCUGUUAGAGAUCUGCAUAAUCCAGUUACGCUAUGUGGGUAAACGAAACAUCAGCCGAAACCAGGAUCCCUGGGUGUCAAAACUCUUCCCUUCUGACAGGAAGUCUCAGACCAUGCCAGUGAUGCGUUGUCGGGGAAGCCUUAUGCAAGCAAAGCUGCAGCAGUUCAGCACUAUGGACACGUCACUUACCCUGAAUAUGGCUGGUGGCCCCACAGAAGCGGAUAUCAACCAUCAGGCCUUGCUUGAGGGCAAUAUCUCGACAGAAGCCUGCCUUACAGUACUGGACAUCCUGUCACUCUUCACUCAGUGCUUUAAGAAUCAGCUGCUGGACAGUGAUGGUCACAAUGCUCUGAUGAUGAAGGUUUUUGACACAUACCUCACCUUACUAAAAAUCGGACAAUCAGAAGCAGCAGUCAAACACAUCUUUGCGUCUCUGCGAGCCUUCAUCAUCAAGUUCCAGGUGCCUCUCUUUAAGGGUCGUGUAACGCUGUGUGGCUCGCUGUGUUAUGAGGUCUUGAAGUGCUGUAUGUCUAAACUAAGUGUCCUACGUGGAGAGGCAUCUUCCCUGCUGUACUUGCUCAUGAGGAACAAUUUUGAGUACACCAAGAGGAAAAGCUUCCUGCGCAUGCACUUACAGAUCAUCAUUGCUGUGAGCCAGCUAAUAGCUGAUGUGGCUCUAACAGGCAGCUCGCGUUUCCAGGAGUCACUGUCCAUCAUCAACAACUUUGCCAACAGUGACAAAGCCAUGAAGACCACAACAUUUCCCUCUGAAGUGAAGGGCCUCAUGAUGAGGAUUCGCACAGUUCUCAUGGCCACUGCUCAGAUGCGAGAGCAUGAGAAAGACCCAGAAAUGCUGCUAGACCUUCAGUAUAGUCUCGCCCGGUCGUACGCCAGCACUCCGGAGCUUAGACGCACCUGGCUGGACAGCAUGGCUCGAGCACACAGCAAAAAUGGAGACUUUUCCGAGGCUGCUAUGUGUAAUGUUCAUGUUGCAGCAUUAGUGGCAGAGUAUUUGCACAGGAAAAAGCUGUUCCCAAGUGGACUGGCAGCAUUUAAGAGAAUCACCCAGAACAUUGAUGAAGAGGCAGCCAUGAAAGAAGACAUAGGGAUGCAAGAUGUGUACUACACAGAGGAUGUCCUGGUGGAACAAUUGGAGGUGUGUGUUGAGGGUCUGUGGAAAGCUGAAAGGUUUGAGCUCAUAACACACAUUGCCAGGCUCAUCAUUCCCAUUUAUGAGAAACGGCACGAGUUCGAGAAACUGAGGCGGUUGUAUGACACGCUGCAGCGAGCGUACGCUAAAAUAUUGGAAGUGAUGCUGUCUGGUCGACGUCUGCUGGGGACUUACUUUAGAGUUGCCUUUUACGGACAGGGCUUCUUUGAAGAAGAGGACGGAAAAGAAUAUAUCUACAAAGAGCCAAAGCUCACCGGUCUGUCUGAAAUUUCCCAUCGUCUCAUUACCCUCUACGGAGAAAAGUUUGGAGUAGAAAAUGUCAAAAUCAUCCAAGACUCAAACAAAGUAAACCAGAAAGAUCUGGACCCAAAGUUUGCCUAUAUUCAGGUCACAUUUGUCAAGUCAUACUUUGACGAGAAAGAGCUGUCAGAAAGGAAGACGGACUUUGAGAAGUGCCAAAACAUCAGUCGUUUUGUCUUUGAGACACCUUACACACUCACAGGAAAGAAACACGGUGGGGUUGAGGAACAGUGCAAGCGGCGAACGAUACUUACCACGGCCAACACAUUUCCCUACGUAAAGAAGCGCAUCGAGGUGGUGGCAGAGAAACACUUUGAGCUGAAACCCAUUGAUGUGGCAAUAGAUGAGAUGAAAGAGAAAAGUGCUGAACUCACAAAACUCUGCUUAAAUCAAGAGGUUGACAUGAUCCAGCUCCAACUCAAACUCCAAGGCUGUGUUAGUGUGCAGGUGAAUGCAGGACCAAUGGCCUACGCCAGAGCUUUCCUGGAUGAAUCCAAAUCGGGUCAAUCCAACAAGAAAGUAAAAGAGCUCAAGGAAAUAUUCAGGCAAUUUGUUAAUGCAUGCAGUAUGGCGUUGGACAUUAACGAGAGACUCAUUAAGGAAGACCAGUAUGAGUACCAUGAGGGACUUAAGGCAAACUUCAAAAGCAUGGUGAAGGAGCUUUCCGAUAUCAUCCAUGAGCAGAUCUACCAGGAGGACAUGAUGCAUUCUCUGUUGCAGAACUCUCUUCACGUGUUUAGCGCUAUCAGCGGAACCUCCAGUAACCUGGGCUAGAACAUUUCACUCAUUGUUCUUGACUAUCAGUUCAACUGAAUGUAUAAAUCAAGUUACUAUAGACCUUCAGCAAGCAUCCCUCUGGCUGCAAGAAUGUCAGCAUUUUAGAUUGUGCCAUGUUUUACUUGUGUACAGUUAGUCCUUUUUUUUAAUUUUGGGUUUGUGUAUAUAUUGCUUUUUCAAUUCUAAUUGGCAUUUUAAAGCCAACAUGAUAUAAAAAUUGACCCUGUCUACA